GAUCAGCUCCAGCAUCACGACUUCACCAAAUUCAACUUGAUAAAGCCCCGACUUCUGGAGGCAGUCGACAAGAUGCUGGCCGAGGACAUUGCCCGCCUGAUGGCCAUGAUCCCAGUAGAGGAAGCCACGAGUAACAAGGAAGCCGCCAUUAUCCGAGGAGGCGCAUUUGAUGGUGUCAUGAACGACAACACAGUCUUCGGCUACAAGAGAGGAGAGGGCAUUGACGCAGGCUCAGGGGAACCGGAAUGGAUCGUGGCCAAGGACCGGUACAAGUACGACCAGCUCUUCGACAGCCUCAACCCCAUCGAUGGCAAGAUCACUGGAUCAGCUGCUAAGAGUGAGAUGGUGAAGUCGAAGCUACCCAACUCAGUCCUCGGGAAGGUGUGGAAGCUCUCCGACAUCGACAAGGACGGCAUGCUCGACGCAGACGAGUUUGCGCUGGCCAUGCACCUCAUCAACAUUAAGCUCGACGACCACGACCUUCCGAGUGACCUCCCCGACCACCUUGUGCCUCCCAGCAAGAGAGGAUUUAAAGCAUAGAAUAAUUAAACUUGUGUGUAGAGUCUUAAGGAAUGGAUAAAGGUGUGUUUUUCUUUUUAUGAAAUACAGAGUACAGGCGUGCAGAAAGUUAGAUUCAGAUUGGUAGCUCUCCUCUUUUUUUUUUUUUCUUUUUUUUUUUGAUAUACGGAUUGGUUUACCAAAUGGAAAGUAAAAGAAAAAGAAAAAAAAAAGGAACCUGGUGGCAGAGAGCUAGCUCUAUUUUAAAUUUGAAAUUUACAAGAUAGUACCUUUCAUGUGUUUCCUUUUUAAUGAUUGGAUAGUGAUUAGUUAUAUUCAGAAAUGAUUUCCUCUGUGGGGACAUGUCAGAAGGUAACUGUGAAAAGUAGAUGUAAAAGAAGAUUUUAUGAAAGGCUCUUGCAGAUAAGUGUCAAAGCUGAUUGGCAUAGAGUCAAAUUUUUCUGCCUUUUAUAUGAUAUAUUAUCCCAGUGAUGUACAGUAGAUAUGUUUAGUAGGUCUAGUUUGGCCCACUGAUCACAUGCUGUAAUGUGAGAGAUCCCCAACAUAUACAUUUGCAAGAAGGAAGGAAAGCCUAAAACUUUGCUAGUAAUAUUUUCUUUCCUUCGAUCGUGGAACCAAACUUCACCUCCAUAAAAUGCACUCAAGGUCACUUUUGCAGUAAUCAUCUUUGUAAGACAAGGGCAAUAUUUCAUAAAAUAAUAAUAAAAACAAAAAUAAUUAUUUUCUGAAUAUACCUCACUAGUGCUGUCUUUGCAGGAUAAACCAAAAAGUCUAACUAAUGUGUGCAAGUUAAUUUUGCAUUUGUCAUCGGGAAAUCAUAAUUCUGGUGUACAUGAUCCUGGAAGGCGAGUUGAAUUGUUAGAAUCACGUUAUUUGUAGCAAAGAUGAUUACUGCAACGCUGGCCGGACCCUGGGUAUGCUAGUAUUCACGCAAGUGCCGGGAUUAUUUUCCUAUGUGCAUGUAUGUUUUACUCUGCUUAUCACUGUGUUGAUGAAAUACCUAUAUUUUUUUGAUUUAGUCAUGAAUCUUGAAUACUAUUAUUAUUAUUGUUUUUUCACUUUGAAUGACCUUUGCAAGGCUUUUAAAGAAGGUGCUAGAUCAUUUCUAUAGCUGCAUAGGCUUGGCUGACAAAAAAAAAAGAGAAGUUAUAUUGCCACAGUGACUGUCAGGAGAAUUCCGUCAUUCCAUCAUUUGUAUAUAGUUUGAGUUCUGCACUAGACCAAGUAUUGUUGAUUUGGUGUACAUCUGUGGUUGGUGUCAUAAGUACAGGCAGCCAAACUGCUGAUAAUAUGAGAGAAAAACUCAAGGAAGAAGUAAUAUAUGACAUUUAUUUUAUAAAUGAAGUUCUGAAUUGUUUGCGUACUGUUGAAAAAUAGGUUCUACUUAUUUUGCAUUCUCAUUUUUUUUUUUUUUUCUUUUCCACUAUCUAUGGCCUUUUGGUGGAUGUUAGAUAAUUGUAUGAAUAGAGAGGGUAUAAAAGUUCAUCAGGAAAUUAGAUUUUUUACACAGUAAGUUAAGAUUUUUUUCUUAAAGUUGUUCCCUCAUGGAACAAGGCAGUGUUUUUGUAUUGAGUGUUGUCAUUUCAUUGCAAAUAAUGUCACGUCAGUACUUAUGUCUGGAUUGUACAUUGCAUGACAUUUUUUUCAUACUGUAUUUUUAUGAAGUUAAGUGCUAGAUUAGAAAAGUUUUUUUUAGUGAGUUUUGGAAUUGAUAUCAAUCUUGAGACAGAUGUUUUUGAGUUACAUCAAAUUGAAAACAAGGCUUUUUCCCCCCCCUGCAACAUCUUUCUUCCUCUUUCUGUUUUAAGCUAAAUGCUGCACCCUUUUGUACCCUUGUAACAGAAUGGAAAACAAACCUACAUUAUCCUUAGGCUAAGAUUUUUUUUUCUCCAUUUUUCUUUUUUUUUUUUUCUCCCAAUUGUAGAUUUGUUGUAAAUAAGGAUUCUAUCACAUAUUUCAGUUUAUAUUUUACCAAACACUAGAAAGGAAAAUAUUCAACCACAAUGUUGCCAAUUCUUCAGGAAACCAAAGAGAAUCUGCUCCAUUUAUGCCUGUAAACUCUGAACCUUCAAAAUAUUUUAUUAUUUGUUGAUGUAACCUGCUGAAUGAAGAAAAAAGUUUAUAACUUCUGUAAGUAUAUUACUUUAUACAUAAAUUAUGCAAUGUU
Penaeus chinensis is the source of this 2686-nucleotide messenger RNA. RefSeq names its product EH domain-containing protein 1-like. NCBI's taxonomy places the organism in Eukaryota, Metazoa, Arthropoda, Malacostraca, Decapoda, Penaeidae. Gene Ontology annotation, biological process: endocytosis; endosomal transport. The record is from RefSeq and is a predicted model, not a curated record. Gene Ontology annotation, cellular component: cytoplasm; plasma membrane. Gene Ontology annotation, molecular function: GTP binding; calcium ion binding; protein binding.